Messenger RNA from Arctia plantaginis, 624 nucleotides. The record is from the annotation of a GenBank genome assembly. Lineage: Eukaryota; Metazoa; Arthropoda; Insecta; Lepidoptera; Erebidae.
AUGGCGACAAGUGCUUCUGGAGCCGUUUUCUUUCUUGGAACUCGUGCGCAUUAUCAGGUCCUCAACCAACCGGAGUCUCAAUUCGACGUUGAGAACGGCAACACAUCCACAGAAACGAUAUACCAGAACCCUUCGGUCCAGGAUCUCUGGUCUCGUGAGCAGAACCCUUCAGUUACCUCUGUGCAAGAGUUGUGGCCGAGGGAACAGAAGCUGGAGGUGGAUAACGAACGCUGGGGAUACUGUGAACAGACGGAGGUCAAAGUAGACGAGAGAGAAAAGACCGACAAUUACGUGAAAAGAUCUCGAAGAAGUCCGAGCGAGACGGCGCUGUGUGAGCGGGACGACAUGAAACCGGCGCUAUUGAACUCCGUUGCGGACAGUCCACCACAAAAGAAAUGUGCCAAGACUCCCCUCCUGACGUUUCUGUGGUCUCUCGCGCGUCGCAAACGCAAGUUGGAUACCGAUCAGAUACAAUACCUGCACCACAUCGAUACUGCCCUCACUAGUUGUACGUACAGAGAGUCUUGUCGCUGCUUGGACUGUCAGGAAGACUUUGCAUCAGACCUUAAAAGAAACCAGAAAAGGCAUUGCAGACAAACAUCACGCCAACCCAAAGUAAAAUAA